This is a messenger RNA of Penaeus vannamei (Pacific white shrimp), 387 nucleotides long. The record is from RefSeq and is a predicted model, not a curated record. NCBI's taxonomy places the organism in Eukaryota, Metazoa, Arthropoda, Malacostraca, Decapoda, Penaeidae.
CCGUGGGACUUCCUUCAGAGCAGGAGGAAGAUGGUCUCUGUGCUGUUAUGUGCGUUACUGGCAGCGGGCGCCUCCUAUGCCCUGGUGCCCAUGCCCGGUACUUCGCCUUGGCUGGACACGUCCAUGUGCGCCCCGACCGACUCCCUGAUGAUGUGCCAGCUGAAGAAGGGCCAGUGCUCGCCCCUGAACACGGUCUUCUCCCCCCCGGGCGGCCCCAUCAAGACCAUCACCGACUGCGCCAACGCCACCGGCCUCGUCCUCGGACCGCAGUUCUUCAUGAGCGCUGGUUCGUUGGCUUUGGUUAUCCGUUUUUUUUUAAGUACUUUCACGCAGUGCUGUCAAGAGAUCAGUGCCUUAAGCACGGGAGAGGCCUUCAUAAAGGUAUAA